Molecule: messenger RNA, 3507 nt
Organism: Uloborus diversus
Lineage: Eukaryota; Metazoa; Arthropoda; Arachnida; Araneae; Uloboridae
Product: band 7 protein AGAP004871-like
Exons: 8
Coding region: 147-1097 (316 amino acids)
Cellular component (GO): plasma membrane
Source: RefSeq, a predicted model, not a curated record
CGUGGAGAUUAAUAUUUUUACAUUAAUUAUUUACAUAUUUUGGACCAUUCUAAUGACCAUAUACAUUGGAAAAAAUAUUUUUAUGUUUGUAUCACAAGACAUCCCUUUGCACAGACUUGAAGUUCAGUUGUUGAACUGGAAGAACUAUGCAGUUGGACCCGAGCCGUGAAGACCUGAGGCUCAAAGUCGGUGAUGUUAUGUCCCCAGGUAUUUCCGGGGUACCACUUCUUCAGGAACCUCCAGGAAUUUACGUCUCACAAGCCCAGUACAGAGCCUGGAAUAACGGUUACGAUGCCACUUUAAGUGCGAACUCCAAUGAGGGGCCUGGAUUAUGCGCUCUUCUUUUAACUUGCUUUUCCUACCUCAUCAUCAUCAUCACGUUUCCGGUAUCACUAUUGUUCUGCGUAAAGGUCGUGCAAGAAUACGAGCGAGCUGUUAUUUUCCGUCUCGGCCGGUUGAUGAAGGGCGGAGCCAAAGGACCCGGCAUCUUCUUCAUCAUCCCCUGCAUAGACACUUACUGUAAAGUAGACCUAAGGACAGUGUCUUUCGACGUCCCUCCGCAAGAAAUUCUUUCCAAGGAUUCAGUGACUGUGGCUGUGGACGCUGUGGUGUACUAUCGAAUCAGUAACGCCACCAUAGCUGUCUCAAAUGUGGAGGACUAUGGUCACUCAACGAGACUCCUCGCCGCAACCACCUUGCGCAACGUCCUUGGCACCAGAAACCUUUCAGAAAUACUAUCCGAAAGGGAGUCCAUUAGUCACGUGAUGCAAUCUAGCCUUGACGAAGCCACUGACCCGUGGGGAGUGAAAGUGGAAAGAGUGGAAAUCAAAGACGUGAGACUUCCUGUGCAGUUACAAAGAGCAAUGGCAGCAGAAGCAGAAGCAGCCAGAGAAGCUCGCGCAAAAGUGAUCGCAGCAGAAGGUGAACAACGAGCCUCACGGGCUCUCAAGGAGGCGGCGGAGGUGAUCGCCGAUUCACCUUCGGCGUUACAGCUCCGAUAUCUCCAGACCCUCAACUCGAUAGCAGCGGAGAAGAACUCCACCAUCGUGUUCCCCCUCCCGAUGGAACUGUUCAGGGGGAUGCAGAAAAAGGUGUAGAGCCGGGGAGAACAGCUCUCCUUUAGAGGAGAAAACACGAUUUGCACUAAUGCGGAGUAGUCCUUAAUUUUGAAAUACAUCCGGAAGAAACUAUCCGUGCGGGAGCGGACUCUCGAUUAAAGUAUUUUUAUCAGAACUGCUUUAGCCUUAUGCAUUUGGGCAUUGUCUGUUAAGAAAAUCACACAAGGAAUGCAUUUAUUCUUUAUCGUGUUGGUAUUGUAUUCGCCUACGUUUAGAACUGCAUUUGGUAUCGUCGAUUGGGUUUGAAUCCUGUACAUAUUUUAUUGCAGGACAUGGAUUCCUCGGGUAUUUUUUUGAGAUUUAUUGAUUAAUUUUGAGAUAUCGAUUGUUGUUUUGACCAUCUGAUGCUAAUUUUUCACCGAUUGGGGCAUUCUGACACAUUUCUUCUGCUCGCGUCUAAGUAUUGUCUGACCGCGAAACUGAGUCACCUGUCCAUCUUUUGAGAAACGAAUCCAUUUCUUAAAAUAGGUAGAGGGGGAAAAAAAGAACUUGUGCCAUAUUUGCGACUUAAGUGACAUUCUGGGGAAAUGAAUGCAUUUAAAAUAAUUCUUCGACUACAUAAAACCAAAAAAGGGGCAUCAUUGUAAAACAAACUAUUCGAAAUUUACCGUCUGCAAUGUUUGUUUUACUACUUUAUAAUUUAUUUCAAUCGAUAUUGCAGUAAAUAUCUUGGUUAAAAUAACAUUAUUUUUUAAUUUGAAGUUUUUCCAUUGAAAUUUAUUUAUUUAUAAAAAUAUAUAUGUUUAUAUAUAUGUAUAUGUUAUGCAUAUGUUUAUUUUAUUAUUAAAAAAAAACACAUGUAAGUUUGAUGAUUUUAAUAUACUAAAGAUUUUUGUUAUUUAGGAGAGAAUUUAAACAAAUGAUUUUUUUAAAUCUCGACACGUUUACAUCAUCAAGCUCUAGAACUGGGAACUCAGUUCUUCGUUUUCCCUCUGUGUAUCGCAUCAUCAUAACAAGAAGUUCCGUCUAGAACUAGACGAGCCUACUUUCCCGUAUACCCAUUCUACUUUCUAGUACCUGAUCAAUAUUCUCAAAAAUAGCUAAAAUCGCAAAUUUUUUCAAACAUAUUUUUUUAAAUAUUUUAAGCUGAUUUCUAGGAAUAAAAUAUUCCUUACUUUUCUUCAAAAAAACGAACAAAUAAAAUAGCAGCACCUUUUAAACAAAGCAGCUAAUACACUUCUUUCCAUUAAAAAAAUUUUUUUAACAGCUUUCAAAACGAAAAAAUAAUAAUAAGUUCAUUAAAAUAAAUACAUCAUAUUAAAAAAUCGUUUCUUUUUCCCCUGUUGCCGAAAAUAAUUUUUUAAACGAAUUAAUGCACUUACCAAAAUAAAAAAAAAAAAAACAAUAAAAUGUCAACUUAAAGAAAUAAUUUUCAUUGUCAAAAAAAAAAAAAAAAAAAAAAAUCGUCUGCGCAUAUUUUUCGAGUUUAUUCACCGAAAACUAAAUACCUAAAUUAAAACUUUAGCGUGAAAAUAAAAACAAAUCAUAUCAACAAUAAUUAUUUCACAGUUAAAACCCCAGCAGCGGAGUCGGAGUCGGAGUCAAUCUCAUUUUGGGAUAAAAGAGUCGGAGUCAAAUAUCCAAGAAUCGGAGUCAGUCAUUUGUCCUCCGUGUAUAAAUGUUUGCCAAAGCUACGAAGUCAGAGUCGAAGUCGGGGAGUCGGAGUCCGAUUAAUUGUCGGGAACAGGAGUCAGAGUCAGUGUCAGGUCCCCCUAAAUUCUCGGAGUCGGAGUCGGGAGUUGGUCGUCAAGAGCUAUUUCCAACAAAGUUUGUUUGAAGUAAAUCCGCCUUCAAGUACGGAAUCUACAUUGACUUUCAGUUUCCCCGUAGGCGCUAAUGUUAAGGGAUUUGAACUGUUCAAAAUUGAACGGAAAAUUGUUCAAAUCAAAAAGAUAUCUUAUAUACAAGUUUUUUAUCAAAAGCUUUUUCCUACAAAGUUUGUUUGAAGCAAAUUCGGCUCACAGUUCGGAAUUGCUUUGAAUUUCCCCGUAGGCGCUAAUGUUAAGUUUUUUUGAACUGUUCAAAAUUGAACAAAAAAUAGUUCAAAUCAAAAAGUGAAAUAUGGGAAUGAGGUGUCCUCGCCGAGAUCUUUCGAACAAAAAAAAGUUUGUUCGAAUCGGACUAUUCAUUCAAAAGUUAUUAGGGGGGGACAGACAGACAGACCGACAGACAGACCGACAGACAGACAGACCGACAGACAGACAGACCGACAGACAGACAGACAGACCGACAGACAUUUUUCCCCAUCUCAAUACCCUACUUUCCAAUUUUUAAUUUUUCAAUAUUCAUUUAAUUAUUUUAUUUAUUUUUGACUUUUUUUUGUUUUUCACGAUAUUUUUAAGAUGCAUUAAGCCUUCUUUCAUGCUUUUUUCUUCUUUUUCUGACUUUU